Molecule: messenger RNA, 885 nt
Organism: Alligator mississippiensis (American alligator)
Lineage: Eukaryota; Metazoa; Chordata; Crocodylia; Alligatoridae
Gene: CIDEB
Product: cell death inducing DFFA like effector b
Exons: 5
Coding region: 102-758 (218 amino acids)
Biological process (GO): regulation of apoptotic process; apoptotic process
Source: RefSeq, a predicted model, not a curated record
GUCCAGAGUCCAGCUCAACUUCCAGAGGGACAAACAGCCGCCCACAGGGGCCACCUCGCCAGCAGUACAGGACAGCCAGACACCCCCUGCUCCCCAGCACCAUGGAGUACGUCAGCGCCCUGGCUCCUGCAUCGCUGCUGCGGUCGGUGUCCAGUGCAGGCACAGAGCUGUCCCGGCGGGUCCUGGCCCCCCGCGCCACCGCCCCACGCCCCUUCCGCCUCUGCGACCACCGACAUGGCGCCCGCAAGGGCCUCAUGGCUGCCAGCCUGCCCGAGCUGCGCUGCAAGGCACAGGAGGCCCUGCAGGUGUCAGGCCCUGCCUCACUGGUGCUGGAGGAGGAUGGCACAGCUGUGGAGAGUGAGGACUUCUUCCAGAGCCUACCCGACAACACUGGGAUCAUGCUGCUAGCUCACAGGCAGAGCUGGAGCCCCCCCAAGGGUGGGAGCCGAGGCCUGAGCCGGGGCCGGGAGAAGCAGGGUGGGGACAUCGCCCGCGUCACCUUUGACAUGUACAAGCUGCACCCGCGGGACCUCUUUGGGAGCCUCAGCAUCACGGCCACGUUCUACGGGCUGUACUCCAUGAGCUGUGACUUCACCUGCCUCGGGCCCAAGAAGGUGCUACGAGAAGUGCUGAAGGUGAUCUCGGCUGUGAUGCAGGGCAUGGGGCGCCUCCUCCUGGGAGCCUCCAACUACAUCCGGCGCCUCCUGGACGGAUCUGAGACCUGGUACCAGCCCGCCCGGCUUCAGGCCUGCAAUUGAGGGGCCCUGCCCCUCUAUCCACGAUCCUGUGAUACUGCCCCUUCUAAUGACCCCCCACCCAUCCUGAACCCCAAUCAACUCAAUGCACAGAUGAAGCUGCUGAUUAAACUGGAGAUAGUCCAUGUCA